CCCACCCACUUAUAAUUCAGCUUGUCGCGUCGAGGACUCACUUGUCAGAGCAGAGAAAGUCAUGAUGCAGAGAGUGUCUCUCUUGAGCUUGAGAAGACUGGUCCGGGCUCCCCAGCUCAGAAGGUACCUGACCAGUAUUACUGGGAGUAGAGUAUCUCCUACUCUGACUGUGGAUGGGGAGGGUCGACUGAGGUAUGAGGACAUGUAUAAUAGACUGCUGCAACUGUACACAGCCUCUGAUGGUUGCAUUGCUGCAAAGGACUUCCAAGAGGAUAUAACCAAGACUGGUCUGUUACUGAGCGACCCCAGAUUGCAGCCUACAUUCAGUAAGAUGGAGGAGGCAACUGUGGACCAGAAGCUCUCACAAGAGGCCUUUAUAGAAGCUGUGAGCAGUAACAUUCCACUGAUAGAGAAGGCACUACGAGGGAAGGUCAUCAUCCCUGAGUUCUCCAACUUCACACAAGCGGUGGAGGGUAUCUAUAGCGACUGUGCGUCCAACCAAGACGGAGAGGUUGCUAACUACAUACCGGCUCUGGCGGACGUGAACCCUGACCUUUGGGGGGUGUCUCUCUGCACAAUUGACGGACAGAGGCACUCAGUCGGCGACUGUAGUGAGAAGUUCACGAUUCAGAGUGGGGGCAAGUGUUUCAGCUAUUCCAUUGUGGUGGAUGAGUACGGUGUGGAGAAGGUCCAUCGCUACGUGGGCAAGGAGCCGAGUGGCAAGUCCUUCAACUCUCUCGUGCUCAACGAUGACUUCAAGCCACACAAUCCGAUGAUAAACGCGGGAGCCCUCAUUCUGUGUUCACUCGUCAAACAAUCUCUUCCCAUCAACGAGAAAGUCAACUUUAUGCUCAAGAAGUUUUGUGACAUGGCUGGUCUUCCUGAGAAAGCACUCAAGUGUGACAUUAGCACUUGUGACUCUGAGAUGGCAACAGCCGACAGGAACUAUGCUCUACUGCACUACAUGAAAAGCAUGGGGGUGUUCCCUGAAGAAGCUGACCUUAAAGACACACUCAAGUUCUACACCAGGCUUUGUUCUAUUGAGGUUGACUGUGAGAGUGGUGCUGUCAUGGCCGCCACUCUGGCCAACGCUGGCUACUGCCCCAUCACUGGGAAGAAGGUGGUGGGUCUGGAUGCCGUACGGAACACACUCACUCUAAUGCACUCUUGUGGUAUGUACGACUCAGCCGGAGAAUUCUCAUUCGCUGUUGGUCUCCCCGCCAAGUCCGGAGUGUCUGGCGUGAUCCUACUGGUGGUACCCAACGUGAUGGGCCUUUGUCUCUAUAGCCCCAAGGUCAACAAGAAUGGCAACAGUCUGAGAGGCCUGCAGUUCUGUGAGAGCUUUGUAGAGCGAUUCAACUUCCACAACUAUGACAGUCUCCUACAAGUGAACUCCAAGACAGACCCUCGGAGGAGGAGAGGGGAGCACAAGGAACUGGAGGUCACCUCCAUCAUGUAUGCGGCUCACUCCGGGGCAGUUAGCUCUCUGCAACGCUACGCCAUGGCUGGGAUCAACCUCUCACAGUGUAACUAUGACGGCAGGACCCCACUCCACAUUGGAGCUGCUGAAGGUCACUUGAGUGUUGUUGAGUUCCUGAUUUCCACGGUAUCUGUACUCAAAAACCCGAAAGACCGUUGGGCCAGGACCCCUCUUGAUGAGGCGUACAUAUUUGGUCACUCGGAGGUGGCAGAAUAUCUGAAGCAACACGGGGCUUUGACUGGUUCAGAGAUAACCACACCCCCUUACACCCACUCAAACGCCCAUACCAGAUGAUUCAACACUGAACAUUUUUUUAUCACCUUCAAAAUUGCCAUAACAUGCAGUCAAAUUAUAUACCUGUAUAAUUAUACAAUUAUUUAUUCACAAUCAUACAAACACAAAUUGCUAUAAUUAUUGCCCAAUAGUUUUAAUUAUCUCAGUCUGCUAAGG
Messenger RNA from Halichondria panicea, 1930 nucleotides. Its product is annotated as glutaminase kidney isoform, mitochondrial-like. Gene Ontology annotation, molecular function: glutaminase activity; protein binding. The transcript is spliced from 13 exons. Lineage: Eukaryota; Metazoa; Porifera; Demospongiae; Suberitida; Halichondriidae. Gene Ontology annotation, biological process: L-glutamine catabolic process. The record is from RefSeq and is a predicted model, not a curated record. Bases 62 to 1774 code for a protein of 570 amino acids.